Molecule: messenger RNA, 588 nt
Organism: Pseudocercospora fijiensis CIRAD86
Lineage: Eukaryota; Fungi; Ascomycota; Dothideomycetes; Mycosphaerellales; Mycosphaerellaceae
Exons: 5
Coding region: 1-588 (195 amino acids)
Source: RefSeq, a predicted model, not a curated record
AUGAAGCCCACACCCUCCAAAAGUAAGCGCAGAUCUAGGAUCAAAAGCAUCUCAGCUGGCUGGAAAAAGGCCACCAUCAUGACGACUGGCACGAAUGCUUACAAAUUCACAGAAAGCAGCUCUGUCUCGAAUCUGCGCACAGCUCCAAUCGUACUCCUACGCAAAACCCAACCACCAACCUCACUCCCUUCUCAGACCAAGCCCGUCGAAAUCUGCAUCGUGACUCCCAAUCAACCACAAAGAAACCCUUGCCGGCCUCACCGCGACGAAGUAAACUUCCUCACCUUUCUCCAUCGACAGGUAUGGUGGUUUGUGAAGUCAUGCAAUUUAUCUCUGGACGUACGCUUAUGCAGAAUUUUUUCGUAUGAGACCCAGAAUGUUAAGUCUUGUAAUGAUAUUGAUAAUCUUGCGUGGUUCAAAUAUAUACAACUGUCGAACUCGCUUCCGUUGGCAUCAAGCUGGAAGCUACCUUACUCCCAUGGCAUGGAACGAUUUACCCACGACCUCCUCUUCUUACUCAAUAGGAAAUCGGUUGUUUGUGACAGCCUGACUACUCACACUGUAGGACUGCUUCCACUUGGUAGCUAG